ACACUCACUCACACACAAUCACACUAAUCUCUUACACACACAAUCACACUAAUCUCUCACACUCUCACACUCACACUCACAGCCCUGCUGCACAUAUGUCCAUGUGGUCUCCCCAUGACAUUCCCUCAGAGCACUCUUCCAUUUCCAGUUUGUGGAUGUGCAGCCCAACGAUGGGUUUGGGACGAUCCUGCCCCUGGAAACGCUGCAGUUUGAUGUGAUCUUCCAGCCCACCAAGGCCGAGGAACACAGCUUCAAGCUGACCUGCAAGUCUGAGAUCAACCGGUGCUUCAAGCUGUCUUGCCGGGCUGUGGGCGUCCACCCACCCCUGGAGCUGUCCCACUACCAGAUCAAGUUUGCAGCCACGGCCCUAUAUGACACCUCCGUGGCCACAGUGUAUGUCAUCAACUCUCACCUGAGCAUGAGCUCACGGACCCACUCCAAGCCCCGCAUUGGCUCAGAGGACACCUCUCCUGUGGGGCCCACGUCUUUCGAGUUCCUGCUGCCCCCAGACUCGCCUAUCACCAUCUCACCCUCGGUGGGGACCGUGUGGCCAGGAAAGAGGUGCCUGGUCCAGGUGGCCUUCCGGCCCGUGCUGCCUGAGAAGCUGAUCCGCCAGGAAGCCCUCCCACUCCUGAACAAAGAAAUGGAGACCAAAUCCUUCCGAAAGGAUAUGGCCUCCCAGAAGAAGGACAUGCACAGACUGUCAUUCUCCGCUCUUCGAAUGCAGAACCGCGACAAGCUGUUCAAAGUCUCUGUCCCCCACGUCCUGGAACUGCGGAAGCGGGAGCUGAAGCCCAGUUCCGACGAGUACCAGGCUGCCCGAGCCACUCUGGUCAGAGCGUUUCAGGCGAAGUUUGACACAUUUGUAGUUCCCUGUGUUGUUGCCAGUGGUGACGUCAAAGACAGGAAAGGGUCAGAACCGCCAAGCUUCAGCCCCCACAACACCCUCUACCUGGAGCUGUGGUGCCCGACGGUGGCGCCGUCUGUUGUGGUGACGUCCCACAAAGGCAAGACCAUCUUUAACUUCGGCGACGUCGCCGUGGGGCACCGCAGUAUCAAGAAGGUCUCCAUCCAGAACGUCUCCCCCGAGGAUCUGGCCCUGGACUUCUCCCUGCUGAACCCCAACGGCCCCUUCGUCCUGCUGAACCACUCCAGCCUGCUGCGUGCGGGUGAGACCCAGGUCCUGGUGCUGUCCUUCUCUCCCCACGAGAGCAUCCUGGCUCAAGAAACACUGGACAUCAUUACCAAGAGAAGCACGCUCACCCUCACCCUCGUGGGCACUGGCGUGGCGUCCAUGAUCACGUGCUCCAUUGAAGGCAGCAUCCUCAACAUGGGCUAUGUGAUCGCCGGAGAGUCUGUGUCCUCAGGCUUCAAGCUGCAGAACAACUCCCUGCUCCCCAUCAAGUUCUCCGUGAUCCUGGACAGUCUCUCCAGCGCCCGGGCCCGGGGCCAGCAGCAGCUGCCGCAGUUCCUCAGCUCGCCCGCCCAGAGGACGGAGGUGGUUGGGACGCAGAAUCUCAACGGUCAGAGCGUGUUCAGCGUGGCCCCCGUCAAGGGCGUCAUGGACCCCGGGAAGACGCAGGACUUCACUGUCACCUUCAGCCCCGACCACGAGAGCCUCUACUUCUCCGACCGGCUCCAGGUGGUGCUCUUUGAAAAGAAAAUCUCCCACCAGAUCCUGCUGAAAGGGGCCGCCCGUGAGCACAUGAUGUUCGUGGAGGGCGGGGACCCCCUGGACGUGCCCGUGGAGUCUCUGAUGGUGAUCCCCGUAUUUGACCCCAAGCACAGAGAGGCCAGCUCCCGGCCAGGCCCUCCAUCUCCAGAGGCCGAGGAGCUGAGGCCCAUCCUGGUGGCCCUGGACUACGUCCAGUUCGACACAGACACGCCAGCCCCACCUGCCACCCGAGAGCUGCAGGUGGGCUGUAUCCGGACCACCCAACCAUCUCCAAAGAAGACCGUUGAGUUCAGCCUGGACAGUGUCACAUCCCUGCAGCACAAGGGUUUCUCCAUUGAGCCCUCCCGGGGCUCCGUGGAGCGCGGCCAGACGAAGACCAUCAGUAUCUCCUGGGUGCCGCCUGCGGACUUUGAUCCAGACCACCCACUCAUGGUGUCGGCCCUGCUGCAGCUAAGGGGGGAUGUGAAGGAGACCUACAAGGUCAUCUUUGUAGCCCAGGUGGUGACCGGCCCCUAAGCCUCUGCACAGAGCACCCUCGGGCCCUCCUGCCCACACUCAAAGCCCUCCCCAGGCUGAGGGCCAGGCCAUACUAUCCUGGGGCCUGGGACCUGGCCAUCCUCUGCCAGGCAGAUUUCAAUAGGCCACCCUCCACAUGGUGCCACGGCCACUUCCUGCUGCCCUGGACCCAGCAAGCCCAGGUACAUCCAAGAGCGCCCACUCUUGAGAUCCCAAACUCAGAACCAGCGAGAAGGCCAGGCCAGCCCACAGCCGUCCUAGCCAGAGCCCCUCAGAGCCCCCAGGAGAGCCCCCCACAGCCUGUCAAUAAACUUCUUGUAGGCCAACA
Chlorocebus sabaeus (green monkey) is the source of this 2519-nucleotide messenger RNA. NCBI's taxonomy places the organism in Eukaryota, Metazoa, Chordata, Mammalia, Primates, Cercopithecidae. The record is from RefSeq and is a predicted model, not a curated record.